Molecule: messenger RNA, 576 nt
Organism: Entamoeba invadens IP1
Lineage: Eukaryota; Evosea; Mastigamoebida; Endamoebidae
Exons: 1
Coding region: 1-576 (191 amino acids)
Molecular function (GO): oxidoreductase activity
Source: RefSeq, a predicted model, not a curated record
AUGUCAUUAAAAGUCCUUAUUAUUCUGGGAAGCCCACACCCGAAGGGGAGCAGCUAUGCCCUUGCCGAGUCGUUUUUGAAAGGGCUUCGUGUGAGUCACACAGUUGUCGAACAUCUUGUGAACAUCUCAACGACACCUCUCAAUGGGUGUAAAGGGUGUAUGAAAUGUCGGACGCACCCCGACCAAUUUGUAUGUUCCCAGAAUGACGAGUGUUUUAAACUUCUCAAUGAAAUGCUUGAGAGUGACAUCGUUGUCUUUGCAUUUCCCGUGUAUUGGUACGACCUUCCCGGUGAGGUGAAGUUGUUUGUAGAUAGAACAGUAGCUCUUGUUGAUUGGAAUCAGCCCCCUCUCGAUGGGUGUUUUCCUGCAAAACCAAUUAUAGCAGAGAAGUAUAGUAAAGUGAAGUUCAUUGCUUUGGCUUCAAGUGGGUCCCAAGGCGGGGAAAUCGCUUGUAAACACAUCAAAAGAAUUGCUGAUAUGGGAAAAGCAAAGUACUAUGAACUAAUAGUAACAAAGAAAUUAUCUCCUGACGAGAAAAGCCAAAAGGCCUUCUUCUUAGGAAAAUCAAUUGAAUGA